ACGAAAUGAAUUAUUCACGCGAAGUUUACAAUAAGGCUGGAUUAAUUUCUUAUGCUAUUCAUCGUAUUUCGCAAAUUCGUGAUACUUCUGAUCUAUGCCUUACAGAAGAUAUGAAAAGGGAUAUAAUUUACAAAGUUGUCUUCGAAGGUUUUCAAGCCAUGGAUGAAAUUGAGUUCGAUGCUUACCUGAAACUUCUUAUUCUUAUUGGCAUUUACCGCUCAUAUGGUGAAAGUCUUAAUUUCCUGUGGGAUGAAUUUAAUGGACAUCUUUUUUUACAGUCAACAUGUCUUUGGAGCGACUUAGCAAUAUUUAUCGUGAACUAGCAUUUGAUGAUAGGCACAUAAGAACAUCAGAACAAAGAGGAGAUAAACUUGCUCCUGUUCGCAAAUGUUAUGAGCAAUAAACUCAAAACUUGCAACUGCCUUACGUUCCAAAUGCAAAUAUAUAACGAUUGACGAACAGCUUAUUGCUUUCCAAGGUAGAUUUUAUUUCGAAGUACACAUGCUUAGUAAAGCUGGGAAAUAUGGCACGAAUGAGCCGAGUCGAAAACGAGUUGUUUUAAACUUAAUAUCCUUAUAACUUGGAAGAUAUGGGAACUGAUAAUUUUUUUGCGAGUCAUAUACAUACUUGCAUUAGAACUGCUAAAGCAAAAAAAAACUAUUUGUUUAAAUAUAACUGGCGUUAAGGCCAAGGGGCGCCAUUUAGUGGUGCGGAGCAACAUAAAUAAUCUUUAUUAGUGUUAGUAAAAUAACAUAUAUAAACCUAACUAUCCUAAUAAUCCUAAUUAUUAACAUAUAGUCCACUUAUUUUAAAUAAUUACCUUUGUCC
Molecule: messenger RNA, 828 nt
Organism: Bactrocera oleae (olive fruit fly)
Lineage: Eukaryota; Metazoa; Arthropoda; Insecta; Diptera; Tephritidae
Source: RefSeq, a predicted model, not a curated record